AUGUCCGAUAAUCACAGUUACGUUACGGUUGACGAUCUUGAGCUGCUCCAGGUUGUCAAAUCAAACCAGGGGCCGGAUUCAAAGUAUAAACGCGAUGCUGUGUACAUGCCCGGGGAAUGGCUAUUGGAAAUAGCGAGUGCCAUAUUGAGCCUUGCCCUUACCAUUGGUAUUGCCUGCAUCUUCUGGCAUAUGGACAACAAGCCUCUCUCUGACUGGAGCGCGCCUAUUUCUCUCAGUGCCACAAUCUCUAUCAUGACGACGAGCUACGCGGCUGCGGUCAUGCACGGAGUUAGUCAAUUCAUGGGCCAACUUAAGUGGCUUUACUUCAAGACGGGGCCUAAAAAGCUUUCACAUUUUGAGAGUUUCGACGCAGCCACGCGCGGCCUUUGGGGAUCCCUCAUGUUUAUCACUACCAUCAAGUGGAACCUGGCUACGAUUGGUGCUUUCAUCACCAUUUUGCGACUAACGUUUGCGCCAUUUGCCCAGCAAGUGAUUUUGCUCGAACAGCGGGACAUCGGCUAUCCUGAUUCUCAGGCUGCCUUCGGAUAUUCCCAUCAAUACAUCCGCGAGUUGACACAAGAAAUAGCAAACGCCCGUUUUGCGUAUGAGUACAAGGGUGCUAGCGCAAACGGUAGUCAGAUUUCCUUCGGAAUUAUCCGGGAAGUCAAUUUCGGUACCAUAAAUCCCUGGAAAUACACAAUUGAGGACGGUCUAAGCGGCUAUCUAUACACCAACAAGUCCGAAUCAGAUACUAUCAGUAUCCCCGCGUUCGAAAUAAGCUAUGUUAAUAUCAUAUCCCUGGGGAACUUCUUCACAUCUCCAACCAUCGUGACCGAAUGGGUGGAUGGAAACUUUGCGAACCAGAACCUAGGCCUAGCUGCUGCUUUGAUAGGGGACGUCGAUAUCAGCGAGCGCUUUGAGGGCAUGGCAGCGAGUAUGACGGAUUAUUUACGUAACGGGCCUAACGUGCAAUUUGCACAGGGCGAGCGAGUGGUGAUUGUGCCCUUCGUUUCUAUCCGUUGGGCAUAUUAUAUUGCACCAGUCAUCACUGAGGUUAUGGCAAUGCUCUUUGCUGUCCUGACCAUACUCAGCAAUCGAAGAAGCCACAACGUUCCAAUGUGGAAGUCCUCGGCGCUUGCUGUACUUUCAUGCCAGUAUAAUAAGCAGUUAAGGAAGCUCCAAACCACAGGCCAUGAUCUUCAGGAAAUGCGAGAAUCGGCAGAGAAUACUGCAGCCUGGCUAGAGUAG
This is a messenger RNA of Penicillium cataractarum, 1248 nucleotides long. Its product is annotated as DUF3176 domain-containing protein. The transcript is spliced from 2 exons. The coding region runs from base 1 to 1248 and encodes 415 amino acids. The record is from RefSeq and is a predicted model, not a curated record. NCBI's taxonomy places the organism in Eukaryota, Fungi, Ascomycota, Eurotiomycetes, Eurotiales, Aspergillaceae.